Molecule: messenger RNA, 725 nt
Organism: Pan troglodytes (chimpanzee)
Lineage: Eukaryota; Metazoa; Chordata; Mammalia; Primates; Hominidae
Gene: OOSP3
Product: oocyte secreted protein family member 3
Exons: 5
Coding region: 1-582 (193 amino acids)
Source: RefSeq, a predicted model, not a curated record
AUGAAAGAUUUUGUGAGGUUACAGUCCUCUUUCCUUUUGUGCACGAUUUUGACUCUUUCUGAGCAAGAGUCAGUGUCAGUAGGAUGUACUUCCUUUAUGUUCUGGGUUGUGGCUGAAACAACUUUACUUGGUCAAGAUCAUAUUUUGCAUUCUGAUGAAGCAUCUCUGGGAACUGACUGUCCUGUAACCAAUGUAACUGCGAAGGGAUAUGAGUUUAAUUACCCUGCCACUGAGUGUGGGAUUCAGAAAGAGGUUUUCUCAUAUGUAACAGUUUUUUAUUCAGCACUCCACUGUAAUAUAAUGCACAAAGGAGUCACUGGCAAAAUUCCUUUGAUGUGUAUUGUAUACGGCUCAUCUUUGGAUACCACUUCAAGCACUAUCCAUAACAAUCUUACAGAAUUCCAAAAUGACCCUCCCUCUACCAAUUCUCAUUCUCCCUGGAACUUAACCAACGCUAGCUUAUUUGGAUUGACUCGGAUUCCAUAUUUUCGAAACUCCUCGGUAGAGGCAUCUCAUCAGUCACUUCUACUUAAUAUGUCUCAUCCAUUAGUCCAUGAGAGUGCAAAUGUAGCUAUAUUCUAGGUUCUUCCAUGGCAAUCCUGAAAACUCUGUUGCUACAGCUUACUUAAAAUUUAAUUUUUGAACCACUCACUACAGAUUUAUCACUUUUUGGUGCCACUUCCUUAGAGGACAUUGGGUUGGGAUAGUGCCCAGUGCUUCAUAUG